AUUAUCCUCUUCAUCCCUAUAUAUAUAUGGCCCAGCCACAUUGGCUCUUUACUCCGACUCUCCAGUCUCCAUACCUCACAUCAGAAGAAGAAAGAGAAAAUGCAGAGCUCACCUCCGUUGUUCUGUUUCCUAGUUUUUGCCUUAUGGUUAGUUGUGGCAAAUGGUUCAGAACCAACGCCAAAAAUCGGGAUCUAUGAGCUCAAGACGGGAGAUUUCUCUGUCAAGUUCACCACCUGGGGUGCCCGCAUUGUCUCCCUUGUUGUCCCCGACAAAAAUGGAAAGUUGGAGGAUAUUGUUCUGGGCUAUGACUCUGCCAUGGACUACCUGAAUGAUACAACGUACUUCGGUGCCACUGUCGGACGUGUUGCUAACAGGAUUGGGGGUGCUCAAUUUACUUUAAAUGGCACCCAUUAUAAGCUGGAAGCAAAUGACGGGAAGAAUACGCUUCAUGGUGGGUCCAAAGGCUACGGCCGUGUUGUUUGGAAGGUGAGAAAGUACCAUAAUGAAGGUCCUUCACCUUACAUCACCUUUGGCUAUCACAGCUAUGAUGGUGAAGAAGGAUUUCCAGGCGAUCUGCAUGCAUCAGUGACCUAUACUCUUUCCGGACUUAACCUGGCUGUGGAAAUGAAGGCCAAUGAUAUAGACAAGGCCACUCCGGUAAACCUAGCACACCACUCCUAUUGGAACCUCGGUGGCCAUAACAGCGGCGAUAUUUUGUCGAACGAGAUCCAGAUAUUCGGAUCCCACAUAACGCCUGUCGAUGACAACCUCAUCCCCACUGGCAAAAUAACGUCCGUAAAAGGCACACCCUAUGAUUUCCUCCAACCUGCAUCCAUUGCAAGCAAGAUCAACAAGCUUAGCAAGAUCAAGAAUCUUCCAAAUGGUUACGACAUCAACUAUGCUCUUGAUGGAGGUUCCAGCGAAAAAUUGAAGACGGCGGCUAUAGUGUAUGAUAAGAAAUCGGGAAGAGUAAUGGAGGUGUUAACGAAUCAACCAGGGUUGCAGUUUUACACGGGGAACUAUUUGGAUAACGUGAAGGGGAAAGGUGGGUUUCUUUAUCAACCUCAUGCCGGUUUGUGCUUGGAGACACAAGGCUUUCCUGAUGCGGUUAACCACCCCAAUUUCCCUUCCCAGAUUGUUACUCCUGGGAGCACGUACGUCCAUGGGAUGUUGUUCAAGUUUUCUACCAAAGGCUGAAUGAACUUCACGAAAGUAGAGAGAUUUUAUAAUCUCCGAAAAUAUGACGUAUUUUUACCACUUCUCUUUUUCGAUCCCCUUAGUAGGAUUUGGUUGAAAGAGAUGGACGAUCUGAUUGUGCCAUCGUUGACACCAGUUUAACUUGCAUUGGUGUGUUUGAGUUUUGUUAGCUGCAAUGCAAUCUUUUGCCUUGCACUCUCUAAUGUGUCUUUGAUUUUUUAGUGAAGAUCUUUGUGUUUGUUGAACUGAAAGUUUGAAAUUUUUAAUUCACUUUUAUCCGCA
Rhododendron vialii is the source of this 1479-nucleotide messenger RNA. RefSeq lists its product as uncharacterized. NCBI's taxonomy places the organism in Eukaryota, Viridiplantae, Streptophyta, Magnoliopsida, Ericales, Ericaceae. The coding region runs from base 100 to 1197 and encodes 365 amino acids. The transcript is spliced from 5 exons. The record is from RefSeq and is a predicted model, not a curated record. Gene Ontology annotation, molecular function: aldose 1-epimerase activity; carbohydrate binding. Gene Ontology annotation, biological process: glucose metabolic process; beta-D-galactose catabolic process via UDP-galactose, Leloir pathway.